AUUGACAGCAUUGACGCAAAGCCGAAGUCUGAUGGUGCAACAUUGUGGUGUUAAAAUAGCUCAAAACUGUUUAUAUUUAGCAUGACGUCAUAAAAAUUGUAUAUAAACUCAAUCAAGAAAUCAAAAUGGGCAUACUUACGUCAAUCAACAACAAGCAAGAGAAAGAUAAGAAAAGACAAAAGAAAAGAGAAGAUUUAAUCAAUGGCUGUAGCUUGUGAAGAAUCUUACAACACACUAUUUUCAUCAAAUAUGAAUCCUGAUCAUCAAAUGUACAAUAACCACCAGUUCCAUCAAACACAGCAAGGGUACUUUGAUCCUUCACAGUUGUAUUAUCCAGGGCCUGCUCAACAAUUUCCUCCAAGUCCAAUUUUUCAACCAUUUCACUACGCUGGCACACCUCAAUUUUUCCCACCUUCGCAAAACCAUAGUAAUAAUUCUCUUGGUGGACCACAACUACAUUUUUAUGGCCAGGAAAUGAACCAGCCAGUUAGCAAUAAUAGAGGUCGAGGAGGCAGAAGAGGAGGUGGAGCAAGGGGGAAGGGGAGACAGUACAACGAUCCCCAAAAUUUUCCAAAAGAUCGCCCCAAUAAACCCCCGAAACAAGAGGCACCAGUUGUUGAAAAAUCCGAUGCAGUUGAUGAAUAUUUACAAAGUUAUAUAGAUGGAGCAUUUGAUUAUGAUGAACAUGUAGAAACAGAUUCUAAAAGUAAGUCAAAACAGGCACCAAAUCAACAAAGAAAUAAUAGUUAUCGUCAUGGAGAAAGUAAAUUUGACAGGGGAGGUAAUGAAAGAGGAGCUAAUAAUCAACGUCAGAAUUAUGACAGGGAAAAUGUUGAAAACAAUGAUCCACGUUAUUCUUAUGGUAACCGAGGAGGACGGGGCAGAGGAAGACAUGAAGGGUCAAGGUCAAAUUAUGAUCAAGACAGAAGAUCAUUUAGUUCAAGAAAUAGAAACGAUAACGUAGAUAGAGGAAAAGAUCCCAAAACUAAUGAGAGAAGAAAUGGAGGAAAGUUUGAUAAAAAAGUAGAAAAUGCCAAUGAAAGUGCUUACCAUGAUCAAAACAAAGGAGAUCAUAGCGGAGAAAAUAAAAAAGAUUAUAGGGACAAAUACACCAAUGAGAGAAGAAAUGGAGGAAAGUUUGAUAAAAAAGUAGAAAAUGCCAAUGAAAGUGCUUACCAUGAUCAAAACAAAGGAGAUCAUAGCGGAGAAAAUAAAAAAGAUUAUAGGGACAAAUACACCAAUGAGAGAAGAAAUGGAGGAAAGUUUGAUAAAAAAGUAGAAAAUGUCAAUGAAAGUGCUUACCAUGAUCAAAACAAUGGAGAUCAUAGCGGAGAAAAUAAAAAAGAUUAUAGGGACAAAUACACAAAACCUGAUGAGAGGCAGCAGUUGAACAGUAGAAGAGGUGAGAGGUCAGGAAGGGGAAGACAGUCCAAUCAGGGACAUUCAUUUCAGGGUAGACAAUAUGAUGAUGAUUAUGAUCCACAGAACGAUAACGCUUCAGAUAACACUUUCAAGGAUAAAAAUAGACAAAUGCAUCCAAACCGUGAUAAAUACCGCAUGCCAAGGACUGGGUCAAGAGGUCAAGGUCAGCGAUAUGUAGCCCGGACACUUUCUGGAAAGGUGGAUGAGAGUCAAAGAGGUGUUUUGAUUGAUCAGCUGACCAACAAUUCCUAUGAAUGUAUGGUGUGUUGUGAGACGGUUCGUUGCCAGAAUGCUGUAUGGAACUGUUCCAACUGUUUCCAUGUGUUUCAUCUACGCUGUGUCAAGAAAUGGGCAAGGUCUUCUGCGGCUGUUGAUGAAAGUGAAGAGAGUGGAUGGCGAUGUCCAGCCUGCCAGAACAAAUGUGACAAGUUCCCAUCCCAGUAUAGAUGUUUCUGUGGCAAAGUGAGAGACCCGGACUUUAAUCGGAUGGAAAUCCCACACAGUUGUGGGGAGAUGUGUAGUAAGAAAAGGGCAGAUAACUGUCCGCACCCUUGUAACAUUUUAUGCCACCCUGGUCCAUGUCCGCCAUGUAAUGCUGUCAUCAGUCGUUCCUGUGAUUGUGGAAAAACCACCCAGACUAUGAAAUGCAGUGCCAUGCAGAUCAUCAAGUGUGAGGAGAAAUGUAAUAAGCAGCUCAAUUGUGGCAAACAUUUCUGUAAGAUCACCUGCCACGCAGGGUCAUGUUCAAUGUGUGAGGAGGUCAUUGUACAAGAAUGCUAUAAGGGUCACACCAGUAGGGAAGUUAUUUGUGGAACAAAGGCCUCUUUCCAGUCCUCCUUCAGCUGUAACUCGCCAUGUCAAAAGACCCUGGAAUGUGGUAAUCACACAUGUGAAGAGAUUUGUCAUGAAGGCCCCUGUUCCCCGUGUAGUCUUUCCCCAUCAGCAGUGAUCACUUGUCCGUGUGGCGCCACCCCACUUACAGACCUCAGUUCUACUCCAAGGAUCAGCUGUCUCGACCCUAUCCCCACUUGUGGUGCUAUUUGUAACAAGACUUUGAACUGUGGACCUCCAGACAAUCAUCAUAUCUGUAAGCUGCCAUGUCACGAAGGUGCAUGUGGGGCUUGCCCAGGAGAAACACUCCUCAAAUGUCGAUGUGGUACACUAGAGAAGAAUUUUCCCUGCACAGAGGCUCACAACAUCACUGAGGAGAAUCCAUUCCACUGUGAUAAGCGCUGUAAUAAGAAGAGGCAGUGUGGGCGCCACAAGUGUGGACAGAUGUGUUGUGUGCUUGAAAAGGAGAAUCACUUCUGUGACUUAAUCUGUGGGAAGAAGCUGCCGUGUGGCCUCCACAAAUGUGACGAGCCUUGUCACCGUGGCAACUGUCCUCCCUGUCUUUUAGCAAGUUUUGAGGAGCUGACUUGUUACUGUGGCAGUGAGGUACUAUUCCCGCCGGUCCCGUGCGGUGCCCGACCACCUGAAUGCUUCAAGAAAUGUACACGGACACACACCUGCUCCCACCCAGUGCGUCAUAACUGCCACAGUGAUGAGAGUUGCCCCCCUUGUACGGAGCUUACACAGAAGUACUGCAUGGGAAAACAUGAGUUGAGGAAAAACAUCCCUUGCCACAUCAACGAUAUCAGCUGUGGUCUGCCAUGUGAUAAAACACUACCUUGUGGUAAACACAAGUGUAUCCGCACCUGUCACAAGGGAGAGUGCCAGGAGGAUGGCAAGAGUUGUGUCCAGCCCUGUACUACCCCUCGGUCAGUCUGUGGUCACCCAUGUGGUGUACCGUGCCACAGUGGUCAAGACUGCCCUGCCGUCCCAUGUAAAGCAGAGAUCAUCAUUAAGUGCCCGUGUGGAAGGAAGACAGCCCGACAAUUCUGUAUGGCUGGUGGUUUGACUCCUGAGCUAGAGGAGUAUCAGAAGAUUACCGUACAGACCCUAGCCAGCACCGUUGGUUCUGGUCAGUCAGUGGAUAUCUCCAACUUAACAUCAGCAGCCAAGAAAGUCAGCAAGCGACAACUGGAAUGUGAUGGAGAAUGCGCCAUCAUGGAGAGGAACAGAAGAAUGGCACUAGUUCUGGAGAUAAAAAAUCCCGACCUCAGUUCUAAACUUGGUAACCCAUCAUACAAUGACUUCCUCAAAGAAUAUGCCAGAACAAACCCACAGAAUGUUGCUUCCAUUGACAAGGCUUUCUCUAGUCUGGUCCAGAAUGCUAAAGGGUCCAAACAUCCUCACCGUUCCCACCAGUUCCCUCCCAUGAACAGAGAUCAACGACGAGUUGUACAUGAGUUAGCAGAGUUCUACGGCUGUAACACACAGAGUUAUGAUACUGAACCCAAGAAGAAUGUCGUAGCUACAGCAUACAAGGAAAAGUGUUGGUUGCCUUCGGUUACUUUGACUGCUUUGAUACAGAGGGAACUACACCCUAAAGCUCCAACCCCUAUCCCUCACGUUCAUGAUGAGGAAGCCCUUAGGAAAUCAGCAUCUGCAGCCAAACAAAGCACCUCCCUACUACCAGGACAAUCCACGAAACCUGUGGCAUGGGCUUCAAGGGAGACUACCCACACUGUACUCAAAAAGAAUACGAAAGCAGAGAAACAAAUUGAUUAUUUUGAUUUUUCUGUAGAUUGAUACAUAAACAAAAUGUACCUAACAUUUAAACUUUUUUUUUUGUACAUGUGUAUAUUCUUGCUGGACAACUUAAGGUCCUUUAUAUAUAAUUAGUUUGCACUACUGUUAAUUCUCAUUAUGAUUGGUCUUGAUUGGCUCUCUUUAAUACCAUGUGUGAAUCAAAAUGUCUGACGCAUGAGAAUAGAUGUCUCUUAAAUGAUCUUUUAUGGAAGAAUAUUUGACUUUAAAGAAUCCACAUAAAUUUUGAAAGUGAUAGGAAAGUUAAGUAAAUUUGUAAUUGGAGUAUUAAAAUUGUUUUUUAUUUGUUAUUAUUGACUUGAAAUUAUUGGAUGUUUAAAAAUAACAUAUACAGGAUUAGUGCUAAAUUUGUCUUUAUGACAGCAGUGUGUAUGUAGAGAGUGUGCCUUUUGGUGUCGUUUUCAGCAUUUGAUCACCUAUCCAUGAUAAUUUAAGUGCCUAAUGGUUAUAAAGGUCAGGAUAGUUUAGUAUGUGUGUUAUUAUAAACCAGAGUGGCAUGAAAUAUCAAUCUAAUAAAAAAACACUUGGACCUUUUGUUUUGUAAAAAAAUGUCAAUCUAAUAAAAAACAGAUUUGGACCUUUUGUUUUGUCAUUUUCAAAAGAAAUGAUUUGUACAUGUCUAGAAAUAUCUUAAUGUGAUAGAUAUUACAGUGCUUUUCCUGAUCUACAUGUACUAGCAUGUAUCAUUUAGAAGUGAAAACAAUGAUCAGUUUUCACAGAACUUUCUGGAUCUUGUGUAGUGUUUCGUUAUAUUUUACCAGUAAAAACACAAAUUUACCCCAGGUAAUGUGUCUGGAGUUUCUAGACUGCUAGGUUUCCGUCUCAUGUGCUAUUGGUUAAAACUGGCUAUAACAACAGGCUCCAGAAUACACAAACAGGCCACUGGUGAGUCUGAGUCUGUGAGUGUAGCCAGUUUUAGGGGACCACCCAUAGAUCAAGCCUUUUAGAAAACUUAAUCUCCCUGACACAGGUUUUUUUCCAUAUAAACGACUUUUGAUUACCCAGUUUAUAUACAAAAUACCACCAAUAUUGUUACAAGUUAAAUAAUUCAAUAAGAUAUAUAUGUAUAUUUUCAUAAUAUAUUUUCUGAAAUGUAAACAGACUCCCCAGACCCACCCCAACAAAAAAAAAAAAAAAAUA
Messenger RNA from Pecten maximus, 5214 nucleotides. RefSeq names its product transcriptional repressor NF-X1-like. The record is from RefSeq and is a predicted model, not a curated record. The transcript is spliced from 23 exons. Gene Ontology annotation, biological process: negative regulation of transcription by RNA polymerase II. Bases 202 to 4056 code for a protein of 1284 amino acids. Gene Ontology annotation, cellular component: nucleus. Gene Ontology annotation, molecular function: RNA polymerase II transcription regulatory region sequence-specific DNA binding; DNA-binding transcription factor activity, RNA polymerase II-specific; zinc ion binding. NCBI's taxonomy places the organism in Eukaryota, Metazoa, Mollusca, Bivalvia, Pectinida, Pectinidae.